Messenger RNA from Lasiodiplodia theobromae, 1419 nucleotides. RefSeq names its product F-actin-capping protein subunit beta. The transcript has 8 exons. Lineage: Eukaryota; Fungi; Ascomycota; Dothideomycetes; Botryosphaeriales; Botryosphaeriaceae. Gene Ontology annotation, biological process: barbed-end actin filament capping; actin cytoskeleton organization; cell morphogenesis. Gene Ontology annotation, molecular function: actin filament binding. Gene Ontology annotation, cellular component: actin cortical patch; F-actin capping protein complex; cytoplasm. The record is from RefSeq and is a predicted model, not a curated record. The coding region runs from base 1 to 1419 and encodes 472 amino acids.
AUGCGUUUCACCACCGCCAUUGUCACCGGCCUCUGCGCCGUCGUUGCCGCUGCCCAGUCCUCUGAUAGCGCCGCCACCACCACCAGCGCCUCGCUCUCUCCCACUGCCUCCUGCCUGGCCAAGUGUGACGCCGGCGACGUGACGUGCGCCGCCGCCUGCGUUGGCACCGCCCACCCCAAUGAGAGCAACGCCAACGAGACGACCGAGUGCAUGGCCAAGUGCGACCAGGGUGACGGCUCUCCCUCUGCUGCCUCGGCCUACGCCGACUGCGAGCAGUCGUGCAUCUCGUCCUACUUCCCCAUUGGCAGCUCUGGCGCCGCUGCUGGCACCGCCACCAACACUGCUGCCUCUACCUCUGCCACGGCUACCGGCGGCUCCAGCUCUUCUUCCUCGGGCUCUUCUGGCUCUUCUGGGUCCGGUUCUUCUGCUUCCGGCACCGCUGCUGAGACCGGCUCUUCCUCUACCGCUAGCGGCUCUGCUGCUGCCUCCACUUCUGACAGCGCUGCCAACAGCAACCUGCAGCUUGGCAUCUCUGCUGCUGGCGCUGCCGGCAUCUUCAUUGCCGCCCUUGCCCUCUCGCAAGCGCCGCCAAAUUCCUCCACCAUGUCUUCCGCCGACCCUUUCGAUAGCGCUCUCGACCUCCUCCGCCGCCUUAACCCUAAGGACACGGCCAAGAACGUCGACCGCCUUUGCCAGCUCGCCCCCUCGCUCACUGAAGACCUGCUCGAGUCCGUCGACGUGCCUCUUGCCGUCAAGCGUUGCACCAAAAGCAAGCGUGACUUCCUGUGCUGCGACUACAACCGCGAUGGUGACAGUUGGAGGAGUCCGUGGAGCAACGAGUUCGAGCCCCCGCUGGAGGACGGCGAGGGGGUCGUGCCUAGCGAGCGCGUGAGGAAGAUGGAGCUCAAGGCUAACGAGGCCUUUGACGUCUACCGGGAGCUGUACUACGAGGGUGGCAUCUCGAGUGUGUACCUAUGGGACAUGGAGGAUGGCUUCGCGGGCUGCGUGUUGCUGAAGAAGUCCGUCUCGCCAUCCAGCAAGACUACCGGUGGGUGGGAUAGCAUACACGUCUUCGAAGCCCUUGACCGCGCUCGCACUGCCCACUACAAGCUCACCAGCACUGUCAUCUUGAACCUCGGUACCGAUGGCAACGACCUAGGAUCAUUGGAUCUCAGCGGAAACAUGGUUCGCCAGGUGGAACAGGAUAUGCCUGUGGACGACGAUACGUCGCACGUUGCCAACAUUGGCAAGAUGGUAGAAGAAAUGGAGCUUAAGAUGCGCAACCUGCUGCAGGAGGUCUACUUCGGCAAGGCAAAGGACGUUGUCGGCGAUCUUCGGAGCAUUGCUUCCUUGAGUGAAACGAACCGCGACAGAGCUACGCACAAGGAGAUGAUCAGCAGCAUGGGCGGUGGACGGUAA